AGAGCAAGUGCCAAUUAGCCGUAUGAGACAAAAGGAUGAGGCUUUUGCUGCUCACCGUUCAUCCAAGAUAAAACCCUUUUUUUUCCCUGCAAAAACUGAAAACCAAGAUAUAACACCAGAAAGAAGAAAGAGAGGGGGGAGAGAGGCCUUUCAUUUUGGAGCAAAGAGAACCCAGAAACAACAGGGGAGAUAAUCUUGGAAACAAACCAGAGAGGGGGAAAAAAUGGCACUCAGGAUUUGGGCAUCUUCCACUGCCAAUGCUCUAGGCCUCUCUGUUGCUUCCAAAGCUCCAGCCUUGGCGCCUCUAUCCAGAUGCUUCUCCUCUGUUCUGGACGGCUUAAAGUAUGCAAAGUCGCACGAGUGGGUGAAGCAUGAAGGUUCUGUUGCUCUUGUUGGCAUCACAGAUCAUGCUCAGGUAUCUCUUCAAUGAAUCCUGGUUACUGAAUUAUGUUGUUAGUACGCGUACUGGUAUGGAUAUGGAUAGAGUGAGCAAAAAAGCAUUAGAGAUUUGGGUCUUUUGUUGGUCGAAUGCAUUAGUGCUUCUUAUCAUGUGGUACAAGAUUAUAAAUUAUUAUUAGUUUCUCCCAAUUAAUCGAAUUAUUAGGAUUCGCUGGUUUUGACAUGAUAUCUGAGGUUCAUGUGAGUGAGACAUUUACUGUUUGAAUCUCGAUAACCCCGUUAUUAAACACAUAAUGUAUGAUAAUUGUACAACCUUCAAACUAAUAUGAGUAGCUUUCGUUUGAGGGGUGUCUCCGUCAACCAUUUGUCAAUUAGGUUACCCUAAACCGGAAGCCGAUGUUAUUUCUUAUUAGAGGCAUUGUUAACCAGAAGAAAUGUCAACUGAUAACGAAAGUCAACCCAUGAGUUUGAAAUUUGUACAAGCGAUCACCAUACCUUGUGUUUUAAUCAACUGUUAAUAUUGGGGGUCGUGGUGAUUCAAACACACGACGACUUGACUAAAUCAGGCUCUAAUACCAUGUCAUAAACCAGUUAGUCCCAAUAACUCGAGUUGUUGAGAGAAUGUUAGGUUGAAUCUUAUACAUGAUGCAUUAUCCAACUUGCGCCGAGUUUAAUUGCUGCUUUAUACACUAAUAAUUAAUGAGCAAGAAAUGGUGAUGUAAACUACUGGUAGGAUCACUUGGGGGAAGUGGUGUUCGUGGAGUUGCCGGAGGUAGGCGCUGCCGUGAGCCAAGGCGGCAGCUUUGCUAACAUUGAGAGUGUGAAGGCAACCAGCGACGUGAACUCCCCCGUCUCCGGCGAGGUCGUGGAAGUCAACGACAAGCUCGGUGAAGCCCCAGGCCUGGUUAAUACGAGCCCAUAUGAAGACGGGUGGAUGAUAAAGGUGAAGCCCAGCAACCCAUCGGAGCUGGAAAGCUUGAUGGGCCCAAAGGACUACACAAAAUUCUGCGAGGAAGAAGAUGCUGCUCAUUGAUUUUUCAAGUGCUUUUAUGUAAAAACUGCAAAAAUUGUCUCCCCCCCUUUUGUUGGACUAACUUGGCAUUUGCAUUACAAUCUCGACGUGUGUUAUUUUGGAUUCACAAUCACAAGAUAAUAUAACGAAAU
Molecule: messenger RNA, 1563 nt
Organism: Linum tenue
Lineage: Eukaryota; Viridiplantae; Streptophyta; Magnoliopsida; Malpighiales; Linaceae
Source: the annotation of a GenBank genome assembly